AUGGAUGGGAAUGCGGCACAACGGAACUUUACCAUCGACCAAUAUGUCAAUCCAUGGAUUCCUCGGCCACCUUGGGCUUACCUCCCAUAUCCGGUGGCUCACUUUCUAGGCUACCGAUCGAGCCCGCGCCGCGAUGCAGGCUACAUUGUCACGAUUCUUUGGGCAGCUGUGGGUGUAUUCACUGGCUUAUUGCUCAUCGAAAUCACCGGGCGGUAUAUACCUUCAUUUCAACAACACGAUGCACCUGUAAUCAUUGGCAGUUUCGGUGCCGCAGCCGUCCUUGAGUUUUAUGCCAUCGACUCCCCGCUUGCACAACCCCGAAAUGCUGUAUUUGGACAAUUACUCGCUUCAAUCAUAGGUGUCGGUAUUCGAAAGCUGUUCGAAAAGGGCGAAAGUUUACAGAAUCUCAUGUGGCUUGGUGGCUCUGUCAGCUGCGCCUUGGCGACAGCAGUCAUGGCACUUACCGGCACGGUACAUCCACCUGCUGGUGCAACCGCACUGCUGGCUGUAGUUGACAAUAAUGUCGCUGCAAUCGGCUGGUUCCUUUUGCCAGUGAUCCUCCUUGGAUGCGUAUUGAUGCAAAUCGUUGCAUUAUUGCUCAAUAAUGUCCAUCGGCGCUUUCCAUUGUAUUGGUGGUCACCUGAAGAGGUUGGGUAUGGCUGGAGUAAUGAAGAUUCCAGAGCAAAAGAUACAGAGAAGAAUGACCUGUGCGACUCAAGUCGCGCCGAGGCUCGAGCAUCGCACCACACAUUUGUGCAGCUUGUCGUGAGCAGGGAGCAUUUACAUGUACCAGAGACGGUGUACAUAACCCCGGAAGAGUUCGCUGUUCUAGAGGCGUUGAGAGCGAGAUUGUGA
Pestalotiopsis fici W106-1 is the source of this 855-nucleotide messenger RNA. RefSeq lists its product as uncharacterized. The coding region runs from base 1 to 855 and encodes 284 amino acids. NCBI's taxonomy places the organism in Eukaryota, Fungi, Ascomycota, Sordariomycetes, Amphisphaeriales, Sporocadaceae. The transcript has 2 exons. The record is from RefSeq and is a predicted model, not a curated record.